CGUGUUUGAAAUAAAGUGAGAAAUGGAUAACCCACUUACGCCGAAAAAGAUUCAGAGGUUGAUUCAAAUGGCGGAAGAUAGGUCUUCCAAUGUUGACUGGCGAUUAUUGUUAUCUGAAGAGGAUUUAAAAAUGUUAAGAGCACAGGCCGCUACAACAACCAACACAAACAGAUAUGACUCUGUUAAGUACGAAUCUUCUUCCGGUAUUUUGGACUUAGAUCGCGUGGAAGGUUUUGGUGAAUCUGGUAGUAUGGCAAAUAUGUCUCUAAGCAAAUCGACUACCUUUAAUCCAGGAGAAUUGACUGGUAGAUCCACAGGCACAGAGAGUACCAAUACAAAAUCCAAUAUGGCAUUGGGCGUUCCUAGAUUGGAGGAAUAUGGGCGUCACUCCUUGGGCAUUGAAUCCUUGACCAGCCAGAUGGACAAGCAGACCAAUGAGAUCAAUGAUAUUAUGAGGCACUCUAUUGCUAGUAAUUAUACAUUUCACUCUAAACCAAACCUAACAGCAGAUGAAGCAUCAUUGAUUGUCAGGGAAGCACCAAUACCUCUGCAAACAGUACACACUCAAUUUCUGGAAAGUUCGUCAGUUAAUAAUUCAACUCCUUACAAUGUAUCUGUGGGCUCCUACUUUAAGAACAGAUGUCCUGAAUUUGGGAAAAUGCUUGCAAAAACUGACAGCCCUAACAAAUCCAGUUUUAUGAUGCCUAGCAUUACUGAAGUGUCCUGCAGCACUCAAUAUGAUCAUAAGCAGCCCAAUCCACUUACAUUUGUAGACAGCACCUUAGACUGCGUGCCAGUAAGGCAACCUCGCGCCUCGAAGAAACAAUCAGAAUUACCAGUUUUCAAAAAACCUUGUAAACCUAUAGAUAAACUCGAAAUUUCAAGCAUAGUACCAGAAAAGUCUCAAACAAAAUCAAAAACUGCGGCGUUUCCACAAAAAACCUAUUCUUCUGCGUCAAAACCUGCUGACUUGUUGUUGAAGAACUUGCAACAAUCUUCCUUGCGUUUAUUGAGUGAGGAUACUGAAGGUUCAGAGAAUAAUUCUUUCAGUGUUUCUAAAAUCGCUGAUUAUCUUGAUAGACAAUCCAACGUAAGCGUGACGGAAAUGAUGCAUUUCAAGAAGCCUAAAACAAAAAAGCAACCAUUAUCAGAACUACAAAUGAAUGCACCUAGGAUCGACGAAGAAGUUACUAAUUUAAUUGAUACUAAAAAGGCCGAAACUGCCAGUUCUGCGGGAACUAUUAACACUGUUGUACCAUUUGAGAACUUGAACAUAAAGGACAUUCCCGAAGUGGUAGUGACUCGAGAAACUUUCCAAGUUCAGAAUACGGAUACUGGAAAUCGUGUUACGAGAUCGAAAUCGCCAUCAACGAAAAGUCAAUCAACUUUGAGUACAGUACGCGAUAAUUAUUCAAGUUUCAAGUCGGGUGAUAGCCCUAAUUCCAGUAAAGGGUUGGACGAGGCUAAUAGUCCAAAAGUGUCUUCCCCAAAUAUUCAGUACAAAGAGUUAGAUAAGUCAGUAGAUUGGCAAGAGGUGUUACUGCAGAAGCAAAUGAGACGCGUGGCUAAAGAACAAUGGGCAAACAUAGCGGCACCGCCUGUAGAAGGAUUUGUCGGUGUAAGUUGUCCUGUAACUAUUACCGUUACAACACUGGUCGAUAGUUGGUUGACAGCCAAACUGCAGAUUGACGAGCUACUCGAUGACAAAGAUAUAAAUAUCGAUUUACCUCGUUUGCCGCGUCUCCUCGAACCAGGAAAAUCCGAUCAGUUCACAUUUUCUAUCACAUCUAAUGUGGAAAUUAAUACCAGACUUCAAUACACUAUUCACCUUAAAGACCCCUCUAUAGAUGGAGAUAUUGAACAGAAAGGAGAAAUAGAAGUGAAUUUUAAAGUACCUGUUAUUCAAGCUAUGUCAGCUGACGGAUUGAACAAAGUUGCCUAUGCGCCUAUACCAGAAAUGUCUUCUUGUAUGAAAUCGUUCAUUAUUAUAAGCGACUGCCCGGCUGACUUACAAUUGAAAUUGUGUAUUGUGGAAGGUGAAAGCUUGUUCUGUAUUAAAAAUGUACAAGAAAUAAAAAAGAGUGAUGUUAAUAAGCUGCUUCUACAGCGUCAACCAAGUGACGACCAAAACACUGGAAAGAGCAAAAAUAAAGCUACAAAUAUGCAGUUUUGUAGAUUGACACAAGGAAACGCUAUCAGAGUUACUGUAAGUUUCGUUUCGCCGAAAUUGGCCCAGUUGCAGAUAUCGUCAAAAACAAAAGUUACUUUCAAUGGUGCCCUUAACGUUUACUUGUUAAGUGGUGACGCAGUGAUAAGGAAGAUCGAUCUCGUCGGGAUCGUAGGAAUGCCAGUGCUUGGCCUCAAUAUAUCAGGCAAUAAAUUACAUCUUAGCAAUGAGCCAGUAAAGAUAACUGUAAAGAACACAGGCACAAUAUCAGGCAGUUGGUCGAUUAUACGAGGACCUGAUGAGUCUGAUGACUUUCCGUUCCAAGUGUCGCCAACAAAAUUCGAGUUGCAACCGGGCGCCUCAACAGCCAUUUGUAUGGCUUAUACUGGGCUUGAAGAUGACUUGAAGGAAACGACAAUCGUAUUUGAAGAAAUAACAACGGGCAAUAAAACAACUCUCGAUAUCUCAGGCGGUUUAAGUAAACCAAAGCAGUUCCCGAUCAAAAGCAACUAUUCAAUAUUGUCUUGGGUGCGACCUGGUCGCAAGGAAAUUAGCUUGAAGAAUGUCUCAGACAAAAAGAUUUAUAUUCGUUGCCAUUUAUUGGGUGAAGGGUUUUCCAUUGACUUACCGAAGGCUGAGUCUAGAGGGAUUUUUGUGGUGCCAUUUGAAGCCAAAGAAUGUAGAUACCUCCCGAUUGUAUUCACGCCCUACUCACUCAUGCCCUGCACUGCUGUUUUGCAUUUGGUGUUUGAUAAGAAUAGUGACACUUCGCGCAAGGUGAAACUCUUUGGAUGCAACAGCGGCGAGGUGGUCCGCUGGCCAGGGCUAGUGACGUACUCCGACACGGCGGCGCAGGUGCGUGCUGUAAGCGGCAUGCCAGUCGAGUUACAGUUAUACAACAAAUCGCCUAUGCCAGCGUUCGUCGCUGCCAGGAUGCAAUUCAAUGUACAUUAUAGGCCAGUAGAGACAACUUCAGCCCUAAAAGGUGCAAACCGCAUAAUCGCCGGUCGCUCCCGACACACAAUCUCGCUACAGUUGGACUGGCGGCGUGUGGAGAGACGGGCAUAUGAAUGUGGUAUCACCGCGCUUGCCACAAUCACGGUACUUACCGGUGCUGAGUUUACUAGACGAAGGAUAUUGAGGAUUCUCAGAAAUGAGUCCAACGGGGAGCUGGAUACUUCCCUGUUGCCGGCUCGUCUGAAUAUACUGGCUGACCAAUUCGAGGAAGAAGACUCCAAUACAGACACCUUCUUCAAAGACUUCGAAGAGACAGAGGUAUCGCUAAAUGAACUUGUAGGAGGAUUACAAGAGCUAACCGUGUCUAUCGACCUGCCACAAGAUUUCGGCGAAAGCACCAUCGUCGUCCUUGAUGACACUAUGAUUAAUCACCAUACUCUUAUUGAAUAAGGCACCAGAGACGUUUUACCAACAGAGUGGUGUAGUGUGUAUAAAAAAAUGUAUUUGAUGAUUAUAAACUAAAUUGAUAUUAUGUUACUUUUACAUUAUAAUUAAAGUGUGCGACGUUUACGAAUCAUUAAUGCAAUUAAACAUGAAAUAUAAACUUAUUCCCUGUCCACGAGGACACGACAGACUCAGGUCUAUUGCGUUACCAGAAGUUGAGAAUACAUAGUCGUAAAAAAAUAACAAUUAUUUUUUUGUUAUUGUUAUUAUAUUUUAAUUUUCUUUUAAAUUAUUAUAAAUGAAAAUGUAAUCCAUUAUACAUUCCACCGCUGGGCACGAGUCUCAUUUAGGAAGGGUUUAGUCCGAGGGCAUAGUCCGCCACGCAAGCCCAAUGCGGUUGGAGGCUACACGUUUAUUUUCACCUUCAAGGAGACGUAACGAACGAACUAAACGUUCACAGAUAAUUUAUAAGUUUCAAUUUUAUUUGUAAUGUAGUAAUUUUAUUAGAAAUAAUAAAAAUAAAUAAAGACUAUGUUUUUAUCGUCUCGUGUUAGUCCUAGUUAAGCUUUUGAAACAAAUAUAUUAAAAAAUCCGUCCAAAUCUUGUAUGUGUAGCAUGAAAU
This is a messenger RNA of Hyposmocoma kahamanoa, 4190 nucleotides long. RefSeq lists its product as uncharacterized. The transcript has 18 exons. Bases 23 to 3574 code for a protein of 1183 amino acids. The record is from RefSeq and is a predicted model, not a curated record. NCBI's taxonomy places the organism in Eukaryota, Metazoa, Arthropoda, Insecta, Lepidoptera, Cosmopterigidae.